GGAACGCAUAGCCGUACGUUUUGGUUUUUGUAACCCUCAGAUUUGUUGAAGCAAAUUACACGUAGAUCAUCCAUCCAUCUUGUUUCAUUUCAUUUAGUUGAGAUGGGGUGCUAUCUGAUGUGCAGAAAUUUUGGGAGCUUCCACAUCCGCCCACCAUCAAUAAAAAAGAGUGAUUGUCAACAAAGACCAUUCGGAAGGGGAUUAAAUCCAAUCAUUAAACGUAAUAGCAGCAGGAUGAAUUCCGGUAGAGGAGAAGAAAGCAGUAUGUCUGUUUCCUCUGCCUACCAAGUGCUGGACGUAAUGCCAGAUUGCACUCUGUCCGACCUCAAAGCAGCUUUUCGGACCAAAGUGAAACAAUUCCAUCCUGAUGUUAGUAGGACUGAUGAUACAAUGAUUCGCCUUGUCAUUCAGGCCUACCAGGUGUUAUCCAAUUUAAGCAAAUCAGAAAUUAUCGAAACUGAAUGUCUAGAUCCCUUUGAUGCUCCUGAGUGUGAGGCAUUUGACAUCUUUGUUAAUGAGCUUCUAUGUGUUGGCAAAGGGUGUCCUUAUUCAUGUGUAAAAACAGCACCUCAUGCCUUCACGUUCAGUUCUUCAACAGGAACUGCACACGCAACCUCUCAACGUCACGGGGAGGAUUAUCAGGUACAACUUGCGGUUGGGCAGUGCCCCAGAAGUUGCAUCCAUUACGUUACACCUUCUCAAAGGCUUAUUUUGGAAGAGCUACUUGGAAGUAUCUUAAACGUACCGUUUGAUUGCUCAGCUGAGACAGACUUACUUUACUCCCUCAUUGUAAAAGCAAAAUAUGAGAACAACCGUUACACGAAGCCAAAAAGGAAACCCGAUGUAUCAACCAAACACGUUGAUUGGUAUUGAUAUUUUGAUGGUUUUGUGUGUAUUUUGUAAAGCAUUAUGGAGAUAACACGCCAAGCUAGAUAUUUCUAUAAUGGUAAAAUACAGGUUUUGUUCGA
Molecule: messenger RNA, 968 nt
Organism: Helianthus annuus (common sunflower)
Lineage: Eukaryota; Viridiplantae; Streptophyta; Magnoliopsida; Asterales; Asteraceae
Exons: 7
Coding region: 103-873 (256 amino acids)
Source: RefSeq, a predicted model, not a curated record